Oldenlandia corymbosa var. corymbosa is the source of this 3321-nucleotide messenger RNA. Lineage: Eukaryota; Viridiplantae; Streptophyta; Magnoliopsida; Gentianales; Rubiaceae. The record is from the annotation of a GenBank genome assembly.
AUGGCGAGGAAAUCAAAGAAGAGAGGAGAGGUUAAGGAGAGUGAUAACAGGCAACAGUCUGGAACAGAAAGUGAUCAUUCAGAAGGGAAGCUAAUUCAUGGUGACGGUAAUUCGAGGAAGAUCCAGCUCAGCUCAAACUCAGGUAAAUCAUCUAAUUCGAACUUGAUUUUUGAAGAUAUGUGUAAACGGAAGGUGAUUGGGGUUGGUGAGAGCUCAGAUGCUAAGAAUCAUGGUAGAUCUGAUAAAUCUGAGGCUGAAAAUAAGCUCAGAGCAGCAUAUGCAAGAGUUCUAGUGGAGGUUGAAUUCAGGGAGAAACUUAAAGAGGAGGUAUGGUUUGAAGAUGAAACAGGAAGCCAGUUGAAAAGAAGUGGACUCUCAAAACAGAAGGAAGUUAAGGAGUCUAAACAAGCAGUGGUGGUGGAAAGUCCAAAGCAGCAAUAUCCAAAUACUAAUACAGCAUCAUUAAGAAAGGAGAGUACCACUGAGUAUGGAGAAGGAAGCAUACAGAUAUUAAACCAUAAAGCUCAAGGGAGAAGCAUACUUUGGGAGAGUCUGAAAACUCUUUCACAUGGGAUUAAUGAAGCUUGGUUGAUAUUAGGGGAUUUUAACUAUGUUAUGCAACAGAAUGAGAGAUUGGGUGGCAGGGAAGAAAUGAAUUCUGAUUCUGGGAAAUUUAAACAGCUGGUUGAGGAAUGUGAAUUAUGGGAGAUGUCAAUGCAAGGAGGAUUCUUCACAUGGAGCAACAAGCAAUAUGGGGAUAUGAGAAUACUGUCUAAGUUGGAUAGAAGUUUCAUCAAUGAACAUUGGGAGAAUGUUUUUCCUGAGGCUUAUACCACAAUAUUGAAUGCAGGGAUUUCAGAUCAUAAUGCUCUUCUAGUAAAAUGGGGAGAAGAAUAUGUUGGAAAGAAGAAAUCCUUCAGUUUUUUUAAUAUGUGGUUACAAGAUCAGGAAUGCAAAACCAUAGUGAAAGAAUGCUGGCGUAAGGAGGUGGAGGGGACAAGCCAAUAUAGAAUGAUCAAAAAGCAACAAAUGUUGAAGAAACCACUCAGAGACUUGAAUAAAAGGAAAUUUUCAAACAUUGAAGAGGCAGAAUUACAAUGGAGGAAAAAAUUGGAAGAUGUACAAGAAGCCUUGAAGACUGAUCCAUUUAAUACACAACUUCAACAGGAGGAAAAGGGAUUAGCACUGGGAAAUGGAGGCAAACAGUAUACAGCAAGUAGUGGAUACAAAUGGCUGAAAGGAGAAAACAGAAAGGAUCAUGCAGCAAAGACUGUUGGACAUGGUGAAAGAUUGGCUGGGAAUAACUAUCAUCCCAAACAAGUUGAAUGUCCAGGAAAUGCUGCAACUGUGGAGGAACAAAAAGGUGCAAUAGAGAGUGUUCUAUACUCUAUUCAUGCUACUGUUUACCAUGUUUGGAUGGAAAGGAAAUACAGAAAAUUCAGAGAUGUAAAAUUUGAGGUGGAAUGCUGUUUUAGCAAAAUUCAGCAGGAGACUAGUGCCCUAAAGGAGCUUAGAACAAAACAUAGGCACGGACGGAUCAGCGCAAGCCACGACCUUAACCGCAACCCAGACAGAUCACCGGAUCCUGAACCAGAGGAAAAUGUUGUUGCUGUACUUGAUCUUCCUCGUGGACCCAAACCAGUGGAAGAAUUCAAACAGAACGAUCUCGCUAUAACAGAGCACGCAGAGAUGGUGGAUGCAUUCAAGAAAAGAAUGGGAUACAGUAAUAAAUUCCUGCCAACGAGAUCCAUGGCGGCACAAUUAGUUGCUAGUCGAAAAGAUUAUGGUGAUGACUUCAAACAAGAUUUCCUGGUCUUCGUUGCCGCUGAAAGCAGGUUUGCAAUAAUAAUAGAACGGCUGCAACGACAAGUAGCUGACCAACAACAACAACAACACCAACAAACUUGUGACAACACUGUACAAGCUCCAAUUGAUCCUACAAAUUUUCAAGACAUUGAAAUUGACAAAGCACAGGGACUGGAGCAAUUAAGCGAGACAAAUGAUGGGGAUUCUCUUCCAGUACGGAAAUUCGUGCAUACUUCAAAAGAAGUGGUUGUUGAUGAACAACAAACUCAAUCACAAGUACAUGGAACGAAUAUGUCCACAACAAAAAGGAAGAGAAACCAAGAAAAGCAAAAAGCUUCAAAAGCUUGUGAAAGAAGAAGAGGAGAAAUGGCGGACAACAGAUCCCAUCAAGAUUCCACUGGCCAGGACAGAGACACACAAGUGGAAGACAAGGCAAAAUCCAAUCAAGAAUCAACCAAAAUGGAUUCAGGUGUGACACCCACAACAAACCAAACUGGUGCAACAUCCACCUAUACCAGAAGGACGAGAAGCACUGGUACCAGGAAAAAGAAAGUAGUCAAAGACCCAACUAUCCCACAUUUUGGCAUGGUACCAGCUCCAGUUGAAGAAACGAACAAUCCCAGUCAUUCCAUCAAAAAUAUCACAGGAAGUGUCGAUUCGGAUAAAGAUGUCGAUGAGACUAUCGAAGCUGAAGAAUAUCCAGUACCAUCUGCACUCAACAAAACAAAGAAUCCCACUCCUUCCAUCAAUAAAGUCAUAAGAAGGGCCAGUGCACCAGCUUCAAAAUCAUUAAGUGAAACCAGAAAAUUAGAAAUGAUUGCCGCUGCUGCAGAACAAGUUGAGAAGAACUCAAAGGUGGUUGAAGCAGUCCCUAUAAGCAUAAUUCCACCCGAUUGGAAUAUUGCUUCUACCACGGGGGGUUUACUGAUGCUAGAGAAAAAUGAAUGUACCAUGCCACCGCCUGCAAUCUCAAAGGAAGCUGAUGAGCUUGAUGAAGAGUUAACAAAGACAGUGGAAAAUAACAAAGACGACAUGGAGUUCUCAUUUUAUGAGAGGUUGGCUCUUGAACUUGAAGAACAAGGCCUUACUGUAGCAUCCCUGUUAGCAGUAAAAGCUUUUCAGUUCUUCAAAAACUACAUCGCAUGUGUGUUUCCAAGCAUAGAACUGGUCAGUACUCAAUACACCUUCACAGAGGUUAAGCUACCAUCGCAUAAGGACAAAACACCGAAUGGGGAAGAUUGUAGAAUAUACACAAUGCAUCACAUGGAGCGGUAUGAUGGUGGUGAGUACGAGGAUGGUACUACUUUGGAUUUUAACACAGGAAACAUCAAAGACUACUGGUGGAAAUACAUGAUAAGAAUCCUAAUGUACCCAGUCAACAAAAAUAAGAACAAAAUCCUCGAAGCAAUGCACCAAUUCUAUACAAAUACUGCUGAAGAAAAACAAAAAGAAAUUCCAGAUCAUGUUGAUUUGAGCAGCGAAUCUUACUACAAUGAUAGAAAAACUGAGGGAUAG